Molecule: messenger RNA, 999 nt
Organism: Cyclocybe aegerita
Lineage: Eukaryota; Fungi; Basidiomycota; Agaricomycetes; Agaricales; Hemipholiotaceae
Source: the annotation of a GenBank genome assembly
AUGGAAACCUCCCCAGACGCGCUCAUUGACGGAUUUUCAUCCGAAUCCACGGUUAUUCGAGCAAUCAGGGAGAUUGGGUAUGGGAGUCUUGCAGGCAUGGUCUCCAAAGUCUUCGAACACCCUUUCGACUUGACGAAAGUCCGUCUACAAUCCCAAGUUCUCGAUGCCACUGCUCGUUUCAGUGGGCCCAUCGAUUGUCUGACUCAAACGUGGAAGAAAGAGGGUGUGAGAGGGCUGUACCGGGGCCUCCCAGCACCCAUUGUAGGCGCCAUGGCUGAGAACGCCUCUCUCUUUUUGACCUACGGAGAGUUUCAAAACGCGAUCCGAUUGGUGACGCAUCGUCCACCGGAGGAGAAACUGCCUUUAUACCAUCUAGCCUUGGCAGCUGCUGGAGCCGGAGCUUUUACGAGUUUUCUUCUCACACCUAUCGAACUGGUCAAAUGCAAGAUGCAAGUACAAAUGCUCGUGAACCCAACAGGUGGCUCGUCUCGGUCCCUUCCUGGUCCAAUAUCGGUUCUUGCCUCGGUGAUACGUACCACAGGCAUCCGUGGCCUCUGGCUCGGCCACACUGGUACACUCAUUCGAGAGACUGGUGGGACGGCAGCGUGGUUUAGCACGAAGGAAUAUGUCGCCUCGCUCCUCCUCGCCAGACGCCACCGACGUGAAGUAAACGAUAGUUCUGUCCCAACCAGUGCCAAUUCGACGGAGCUUCGCCCGUGGGAGUCAGGAGUAUCAGGUGCUUGUGCUGGAGCUGCAUUCAACCUUGCUCUGUUCCCGGCCGACACUGUCAAGAGCGCGAUGCAGACUGAGGAAGAGCUCCGCCCAACGACGGGGAGGAAUGGCCCGAAGCCGACCUUUGGGGGCACAUUCAUGGCGAUGUACCGUGCACAGGGGAUACGUGGGCUAUAUGCCGGCUGUGGAAUCACGGUGGCAAGGAGUAUACCCAGCAGUGCGAUUAUCUUUUUGAUUUACGACGGACUGAAGAAACAAUUUGGAUAG